AUGGACAAUCAACACGCUUUACUCACCUAUCCCGAUCAAUUGCAACCACGCACUUUACUGCAAUACGAUAAAAACGGUGAAAUACACAUGUUGGGCUACAUCGGGCGUCUUAUUACCUGUUAUGCUCAGAAAAUAAAUGCCUCUAUAAAAUUUCCCUAUCCCCUAAAAAUCAACAAUCCCAUAUUCUUUACCGAUGUUUUGGAAAUGACCUUAAAUGGUUCUUUAGAUAUACCAGCCAGCAUUGCAAAUCCAAAUGAGGUAAAAGACAUGAAAUAUUUCAGUCGUUAUGUAGAAUUGGGUAAAUGGUUUCCCAUGUUACCCGUUGCCGACUAUUUGACGCCCUGGGAAAUUUAUUACAGCUUAUUUCUACAAGAUUUGAGUGUCAUCUUUAUUAUCAUGUUUGUUAUUUAUACUCUUCUGCUGCUGAUAAUAGAACUUCUAAGUAAUCUUUCGGAAUCUUAUACAUCUGUACUACUGAAAUUUAUAAUAAAUCAGCAAGUAUUUUUGGGUCUCUUAGGUUCAUCAUUUCAAAUUGUCAAUCGCCGUAAUUACUAUACCUCCUACAAGUUUUUUAUCUUACUCAUACAAUUUACGGGUUUUAUGUUCGCCAUCUUUAGCAAUACUUACUUAACUUCAAACAUAACUACACCACCCAAACAUCAGGAAAUCAAUUCCUGGAAUUAUCUAGAAAAAUUAAAUUUAAAAAUUCUUAUGCUACAACAAGGUUACGAUUUACUAGACGUUUAUGUUACCGAUGAACUCCAAAAGAAAUAUAUACCUUUAAUAAAUUUUAAAUAA
Lucilia cuprina (Australian sheep blowfly) is the source of this 798-nucleotide messenger RNA. RefSeq lists its product as uncharacterized. NCBI's taxonomy places the organism in Eukaryota, Metazoa, Arthropoda, Insecta, Diptera, Calliphoridae. The record is from RefSeq and is a predicted model, not a curated record. Bases 1 to 798 code for a protein of 265 amino acids. The transcript is spliced from 3 exons.